GCUAUUUCUGAUGCUUGGAAGCUACCCUUUCAGCCACAAAGAUGGUCAUCAAUCUUUGCCUCCCACAGUUCAGACCAAGAAUUUAUUGCAACAAGAUAUCAGCUGAUGGUUAUGAAGUAGAAAAUCUCAUCUCUGAAGACCUCACAAAGAGAAGUCAUGGUUUUAGGACAGAGUAUUUCAUUAAGCCACCAGUCUAUGUGACAGUUUCCUUUCCCUUCAGUGUGGAAAUCUGUAGGAUUAACAUAGACCUCACAGCUGGGGGAGGCCAGAAUGUCACAGGCCUGGAAAUGUACACGUCUGCCUCAUCCAGCAGAGCACCUUGGAAUGCCCCCGAGUGCCGGACUCUGGGCCCAGCCGAGCCAUCCAUCCCGGACAAGGAGGCGUUCACCUUGGUAGGCAAAGUCUUACUGAAAAACCAGAGCCAAGUGGUGUUUAGCCACAGGGGCUUCAAGGCCAGGCCACCUUUUGGUCCAAUGGAAGCCACACUCCCCUCUCCCGCUGUUGUGGCACAGGAGCUCUGGAAUAAAGGAGCUCUUUCUCUUAGCCAUGUGGCCCAUCUCAAGAUCGGUAUCACGCAUGUGACAGGUGGCGGUAUCCCUUGCAUCAAACGGUUGGAAGUGUGGGGUCAGCCAGCUAAAACCUGCUCUCAGGAGGUAUUAGACAGUGUCCUGCUGCUUGCCUCCGAGAGCCUCCCUCAGGACUUGGCUCUGCAGGCCCCCGCCUUGCCCAUGGAGAGUGACUGCGAUCCCGCAGGCCUGUCUGAGGGCCAGCAGGCCCCCUCCAGCCUGCGGGAGCUAGCCGAGGUAAUUCGGGAUGUGCCUGAGGAGUUCCUGGAUCCCAUCACCCUGGAGAUCAUGCCUUGCCCCAUGCUGCUGCCCUCGGGCAAGGUCAUCGACCAGAGCACACUGGAGAAGUGUAACCGCAGUGAAGCUGCGUGGGGCCGAGUGCCCAGCGACCCUUUCACGGGGGUGGCCUUUACUCCGCACUCCCAGCCCCUGCCUCACCCCUCCCUGAAGGCCCGGAUUGACCAUUUCCUGCUCCAGCACUCCAUUCCUGGCUGCCAUCUGCUCGGGAGAGCACAGACUGCGUUGGCAGUGACCCCCUCUUCCAUUGCUCUGCCCUCUCGGAAAAGGAAGAUGGAGCACGCUGAACACGCCCCAGACGGUAGCCUCGGUAUCAGUGCUUCCUGUUUCUCUACCACAAGCCUUCUGGUCUCACCCACUACCUCAGAGCACCCCGCUAAGAAAAUGAAAGCUGCCAGUGAGCUGGGGCUGACGCACAUGGACUGCUCAUCAGAGCAGCCUGGGAGCGUCCCGGGCCCCGAGUGCGCCUCCUGCAAAAGAGUGUUUUCUCCCUACUUCAAAAAGGAGCCGGCCUACCAGCUUCCCUGCGGCCACCUCCUGUGCCGGCCGUGCCUGGGCGAGAAGCAGCGCUCCCUGCCCGUGGCCUGCGCCGCCUGCCGGCGGCCGUUUGCCACCCAGGACGUGCUGCGGGUCCACUUCUGAGUGAGCAGCCUCGGCCCGAGAAGACCCGUCGAGGGGCGUCGCUCAGAGAGUGGGGGUCAGGAUCCCCUGAGGUCUGGCCAGGGCCCCAAGCACACAGGGGCCCUUUCUUCCCCAGGGGCUUUCCCCUUUGUUUCCUUCCACAGUGUAGCACACGGGCCAGAGUACGGGGUGGGAGGGGGCACCCCACUCCUGCUCAAGUGGCAAUAGGAUAACAAAGCCAUAGUUUGGGCUGGGAGGGUUGGGGGACUACCCCCGCCCUCCUGUGCCUCCCUGCCACCCCACCCCCUCCCCCGCCAGAGCCCAGGGCCUGUGAGAGCCGGCCCCGCCCUGCUGGGGGGCCCCCCACGUGGUCCGUGCACACAUCCCAGCCCCGCAGGGUAGACGUGAGUGCAGCACAACAGACUGUGGCUCGGAAUCUCGAAGACAGCCUCCGCCUUCGGUGUCACCCGGGAGCCAGGAGUGCUCCGUGGUGGGGGUCUGGAGUGAAUGACUCAGCCCCCAACUGGCAGACCACUCCGAGCCUUAAUAAAGUGAUGGUUGACGUCUGUCCGCUGUGGGCUUCCUCCUGACAAAGUACCUGUCUGUCGUCAUAUGUCUGUCCCCC
Odobenus rosmarus divergens (Pacific walrus) is the source of this 2109-nucleotide messenger RNA. RefSeq names its product U-box domain containing 5 (gene UBOX5). Gene Ontology annotation, molecular function: ubiquitin-ubiquitin ligase activity; ubiquitin protein ligase binding. Gene Ontology annotation, cellular component: nucleus. The record is from RefSeq and is a predicted model, not a curated record. The transcript is spliced from 3 exons. Lineage: Eukaryota; Metazoa; Chordata; Mammalia; Carnivora; Odobenidae. Bases 42 to 1505 code for a protein of 487 amino acids. Gene Ontology annotation, biological process: protein polyubiquitination.